ACCUUUUUUGUUGUAUUUUUGUGUUUUUGUUAACAAAAAACAAAGCAAGAUACUAGUUACUAGAACAAGCCCUUGCAAAAAAAGUGUGAAGGAUCAUCAGCAUAUAAAACAAGAUCUGCGAGGACUAACCUAGAAAAAAAAAACUAGGAACCGGUUUUUUUUCACAUUAAAAUGAAAACAAGCACAAAUUUCAAUUUUUUUUUGUAUCCUUAAAAAAAUGUCCUUAAAAUAAAAAAAUAUUGAUUAAUCCCAGUCUAAUGCUAAUGAUUUGCAUCAAACUAGUAUCUAAGUCCUUUGCAACCGAUUUUUUCUUCCAAUUCGCUCGAAGAAUUUUGUUUUUUCUUCCCAUCUCACUAACCUAACCUCACUUCUAUCUACUUGGAAGCAAAAAGGAGAAGAGUAUAGAGGUUGUCAAGGGUACAUCCAACAGCAGCAGCAGGCAGGAGCAGAAAAAAAAGGCAGAGCUGCUGUGCUUUGCUCUGCUCUGCUCUGCUAUACUACCUACAACUUCUUGUCAGGAAGUUUGUCACUGUUAGUAUUGUCAAACUAUCGAUACAAGGCACAGAUCAAAUAUUAUUAUUCUCUGCUACUUGCUACUUUCAUUCCCAUCUUGAGAGUAAAAAAAAAAAGUUUGAAAUAAAAAACUAGCCACCCUCUCAUUCUCUGUUAUUCGACCAAUAGAACAUAUAACUUAGGGGUGGACAAUCGCCUUUUAUACCCACCCCUAGCGGCAUCGUUAGAAGAAUUUAUAUUUCUACUGUCGAUGCUGCUGCUGCUUGAGGAAAGGAAGAAGAACUUUGUUUAGAGAUUAAAUUGAUUUUUCUCAAGAAACACAGAGUUUGCACAGCAUCAAAGUAGACUCCACAAAUUGGGACAAUCCACAAAAUGGAUGAAAGGAAUCAUAAUUCAGCUGCUGAAGGAUGUGAAAAUUACUAUCAAAUCAGUGAUGACGACAUUGAUGAAAACGAUGAAAAUGGUGACGAGUCCGUUCUUGAAGAAUCCUCAACAGCUGAUGGACGAAAUCCAUACGAAAGAGCUUGGACCACCGAAGCCACUCGAGCAUUGAUUCAUAUUCGUGGACCUAUGGAAGACAAAUUCACUGAAGGACGUCAAAAACGCACAGCUCUCUGGCUUAGCGUCACCAGACAAUUACAAAAACUAGGCUUUCGCUAUAAUGCUGCUAAAGUCCAAAAGAAAUGGCACAAUAUCCUCAUAACUUACAACAAGAAUCUCAACAAAAAAUUCCUCGCAGGCUAUGUCCAUUGGGAGUUCUUCGAGGAAAUGUUCAAAUACUUGCAGGGCAAAAAAGCCGAAUGUGACACAAUUGUGAGUGGUGCACAAUUCCAAGAUGAAAGCCAAUACCCACCCGACAAUUCCAUGCUGCAUCCUCAAAUUCAAAUGGAUGGCAAAUCUGCUGACGAAUUCGAAGAGAGCAGUGGAAGCCCCGAAAGAAAGAAACCUAAAUUCGAAUACAACAACGAUCACCAUGAUGAGCUUCCGCUCGAAAUAACACAUGAAAAUGGCAAUGAUGAUUAUGCGCAUGGCUCCUCGUCAUUGCAAGGCCACUGGUGGAAAGAAUACUUUGAACGGAAAUUGACAAUGGAAAGAGAAAAAAUUGAUUUGCAACGCGAAAUGCAUCGCGAUCUAAUGCAUUUCAAUAAAAUGUCUCUCAUCCAGCAGGAGAAAAUUGAACGAAUUAAAAUCGACGCUAUUAACAGUUUGACUUCUACGUUGCAGAAAUUUGUCGAAGUCAAGAGUCGAAAAGCCUAGAAAAGAAAACAAAAUUAGUCUCUUUUUUUUUGUUCACGGAAAUGCAUGUAGUUUUAUUUUAUAUAUUUUACAAAUCGUCUCUAAAUGUUCCCUAUUUGUGAUUUUAAUAUGUAUUUGAGUUUUAUUUACUGAAUCAGUAUUAUUAUGCUUUAAAGCGUGUUUCGGAUACAUUUUAAGGACAAAUAAAUCAAGUACAAAAAUUU
Episyrphus balteatus (marmalade hoverfly) is the source of this 1973-nucleotide messenger RNA. RefSeq lists its product as uncharacterized. NCBI's taxonomy places the organism in Eukaryota, Metazoa, Arthropoda, Insecta, Diptera, Syrphidae. The transcript has 4 exons. The coding region runs from base 886 to 1770 and encodes 294 amino acids. The record is from RefSeq and is a predicted model, not a curated record.